Molecule: messenger RNA, 3528 nt
Organism: Lineus longissimus
Lineage: Eukaryota; Metazoa; Nemertea; Pilidiophora; Heteronemertea; Lineidae
Product: degenerin unc-8-like
Exons: 11
Coding region: 232-2673 (813 amino acids)
Biological process (GO): sodium ion transmembrane transport
Cellular component (GO): plasma membrane
Molecular function (GO): ligand-gated sodium channel activity
Source: RefSeq, a predicted model, not a curated record
UUUGUCCGUGUAAAGUAAUGCGUGGCCACCAGUACAACACAAAUAAUUUUAGUGAUUCAGAGGGUUUUUCUUGCCAUUGACUUCAAGUAAGUACAUUAUUUCUUAAGCGCCAAACUGCACGAAGGAAAGCCCCAAAUGUAGAGCCGAAGUUAUUCAGAAUUUCCCGGUUAAUAGACGUCAAGACGAAGGACCCAAAUCUUCAUUCGAGAGUUUGGGGUAUCAUCGGUCAUCAUGGAUCAAGAAAGGACCAUUAAAAAAGAAACAACAACGACAACUACCACGAAAACAAUAUUCCAAGUCGAGGAUAAUGAUGCAAAUGCAUAUAAUACCCAGUAUGGGACAAAUUUCGGCCAGGCCGCGGGGCCAGUGUAUCAGCAACCGUACCCAGUGUCUAUGGAUCCGCUCCCAGGCCCGAGUAAGUAUAAAAAUGGUUCUCAAGUCUCGGUCAUGCGGCCGAAAACCGCACGAGAAAAGAAAAAAGAGAGGGACAAUGAUAGGGAAGACUCGGAUGAAGAAACCUUCCUAACACUGACGAAGUAUCUGUGUUCUACGUCAUCAUCUCAUGGGGUCUCACGUGCGGCUGAGUCUAAAAAUAUCAUCAGGAGUGUGGCGUGGUCUCUCCUGUUUCUUGGAUCUUUGAGUGCCUUUUGUCUGCAAGCCUCAUAUCUGCUCACCGAUUACAUGGCCAUGCCCAUCGACGUCAAAACAGAGAUUAUCACCAAGAAGAAUGUGGUGUUUCCGGCGAUAACCAUUUGCAACAUGAACCAGAUGCGGCGUUCAUCAUUAGAAAACUCUUCAUACGCAACCCUGACCGCAUUGGAUAAGACAGCAUCCGAACUAGCCGCAGAGAACGUUCUGGCCGCCGUUGUCAACUCCCGGAGAAAGAGAGCCAUUGCAAAGGGUGAGAAACCGCCGACCUACACUGCGGACGAAGUGCUGCGGCUUCACGCGAAGAUCCGAUUUUUAACCGAGUUUGGCGGCAGGAAGAAGAAAUUGGACGAAUUCGGUACCAAGGGAGUCUGGAUCCCGAAGCGGAAGAAGAUUUUGAAGGAAAAAGAUUCAAAGGACAUUGUGAAAACGGCAGAGGGUGGCGAGAAAAAGAAGCAGCGCUUGAAACGGGUUAAAAAAAAACGGGAAGUGCCGGACACGCCGGAAGAACGAGCGGAAAGAAGCGAUGAAGAGGAAGAGGCGUUACAGCAGGAGCAGGAGGAUUACUACGGGGAGAGUUUGAUGAGAAACAAGCGAAAUGCAGACAGACCAGGCAGCAAUGACUACUAUGACUACUAUGACUACUAUGGUAAGGCUUGUUAUUAUUGGUGUCUAUAUAUACCCAGGUCGAAAUUCCAGCCAAGGAGAUUUUAUCUUGCCCAGUUUCAUUAUCAUAUUCCAGGCAGUAGGAACAUCUCUGACAACUACUAUUACUAUGCAUAUGAAGAAUAUUAUCAGGAGGCAGCAGAGUUCGAAGAUUAUAUUGGGGAUUCCUUGGGAAUUGACAUGGACACUAUGGAUAAUUACUACGAUAUGUCGACGUACGAUUUAGGUUUCGUUGACUAUUCAUACCUCGAGAACAUCACAAAUGAUAAAUCCUUUGAUCAACUUCUCAAGGUGUCACAGACCUCAGAUUAUAGUGACGUCAUGGAUACUCUGCGGCCAACCAGAGAGGAGUUGAGAAAUUACGGUCAUCAGGGCAAAGAUAUGAUGAUUCAGUGCAGUUUCGAUAAGAAUACAUGUAGUUUUACAGAUUUCAAACGCAUAAACAACGCAAAGUAUGGAAACUGUUAUAGUUUCAAUGUGGAGCAACCUGGGAAGUUCAUAAAGAAAACCAGUAGGUUUGGAUCGCAAUAUGGUCUCCGGCUGACGGUCAAUGUGGAAAGCGAGGAGUACGUGGGGAUGUACGCCCCUGAGACGGGUAUUCGUGUGGUCAUUCACCCUUACGAUGCCACACCAUUCCCCGAGGAUCAGGGAGUCAGCGCCCCGACAGGGAAAGCCACAUCUAUAGGAAUUCGAAAGCGUCGAGUAUCCCGACUUGGCACACCGUGGGGUGAAUGUACGAAUGGUAACGACCCAAACAUCAAACUCGAGUACAAGGGAUCGUAUUCGGUCACGGGCUGCAUGACCAGUUGCGUUCAGUCCAGUUUGAGAGAUGAAUGUGGCUGUGUCGAUCUUAUUCUCAGUGAGAAGUCAACGCAGGAGAGGUGCAGUAUAGCGAACUACACGCAGGUGCAGUGUCGUGCAAGGGUCUAUAUGCUACACAGUCUCAACCAGCUGGUGUGUUACUGCCCGGAUCAAUGCGAAGAGGAAUGGUUUGAGACGACUAUUUCGCAGUCGGAUUGGCCAAGUGCCCGAUAUUCCCCUAUGAUGGUUGCAAGGAUGAACGAGUUCGAUUAUGACUCGAAGCUACUCGACCAGCUCUCUCCUGAGUACAUAACAAAGAACUUUGCUCGAGUCCACAUAUACUUUCAAGAGUUGAAUUUUCACCAGAUCGUCGAGUCACCAGGAUACACGGGUAGCCGUCUCCUCUCCGAUCUCGGCGGCACUGCCGGUCUUUACAUGGGAAUGUCCUUCCUAACAGUCGCCGAGUUCUUCGAGAUGCUCCUCAUUGUCCUCCAGUGGAUGGGCAAGAGGAUGUGUUUUCCAGUGAAGAAGAAGGGAAGGGUCAGCCCGACGCCUUAAAAUGGCGGGAAGUUAAUUGGUCCGCUACAUAUUUUCUGAGAUAAAAAAGGCCACGGAAAUAAAAUUUAGUUUCGCAAAUGAAAAAGCAGCAAAAAAACGGCGAUGGUAAAUGCUAUUUACACGUAUGUAUUGAUGCAAAGAACGCAUGUAAUAUUUUCUGAGUUUGCAGAGGAAAUUAAUGUUCUCAAAACAUAUGCUGAUAUAACGAGACGUUGCAUCCCCGUUAUUUUCUCCUUACCUAGCAGUUAAAAAAUUGGCCCAGCCCAAUAUCCGGUCUAUAAUUGUCUUAAAGAAAACUCGCUGGCUCGCAACUUCAUCUAGGCCAAAAUUCCCAAUGUGUCAUUAGGGUAAAUCUUGAUGAUAUUGACCCCAUAAAACAGCCUUCAUGGGGGUCGAUAUAGGCCUUAACCGGCAGGAGCAAAUAAACGAAAUGCUGGCUCACUACAUAGUUUGCAGUUGUAUUUAUCAAUUGCAUAACCGUUUUAUUAGCUGUAUAAUAGCACAUCGUUGCUAAACAUUGUAAUUCUGUCGUGUGCACAAUACACGCCGUGUCCCACAAAAGAUGCAAAUCAUUAUUUCGCCAAAAUGACACUGAUGGACACAAUUAUGGUGUUCAAAUUUUCAGUGGAGCACCCUUUUUAUUCGUAAGGUAAAAUGGUAAAGAUAUUGCCCCUACAGCGUAGAAAGCAGCUAGAAACACCGUACACAUCCAACGCGCACAGAGCUAUAUUUGAAUUGGGGCUAUACAUUUACAUGUACGUGGGAUUGUACCAAAAUUACCUUUGUCGUUUGCGAGUUCUAUCCUUGAAUGCACUAUGAUGCCAGUUGUGCACUGUUACACGUAUCGGCAAUAUA